AAUAAAAAUCAGUCGCUGUAAUCCUUGGUUACGGCGAAGACCUUUCCUCAAAAAAAAUUUUUGUACGAAACUAUAUUAUUAGUAUAUAUACAAUAUAAAAUUCAAUAUAUAUGGUCGAAAAUGAAAUUAAAAGCACCAAAACAGUGGAAUUUAAUUUUAUUUAUUGAAACACUUUUUUUAUUGUUUACUGCAAAAAAUGUAAAUUCAUUGUCAAGUCGUUCGUCGCUAUUACGAAAUACUUACGAGGGAUUGUAUUAUCCAAGUGAUCAUGUAGUUAUUCUCAAUAAUUCCAAUUUUCAAUCAAAUGUUUACAAUAGCAAUUCAAGUUGGAUAAUUGAAUUUUAUUCUCAUUGGUGUGGACAUUGCAUUCGUUUUUCUCCAUUAUGGAAGACGGUUGGCAAAAAUCUUCAAAAUUGGCAGAGUCUUGUAAAAAUAGCUGUGGUAGACUGUGCUGGUGAUGACAGUCCCAUUUGUCGAGAUCAUCAUGUUGUAUAUUAUCCAACGUUGAAAUAUUUUUCUGCUAAUUCUAAACCAGGAACACUUGGAUCUGAUGUGAAGGAUGUAAAGGAUGUUGCUGCUAUGGAAAAAAUUAUUCUUAAUCUCGUUGAAGUUGAGGAACGGGAGGGUCGUGGUUCCUUAUGGCCAAAUAUUUUGCCAUACAGUGCGGAAGAUUUGAAGAAUAUCUGGCAAGCCGUAGCAAAAAAUGUGAAGUACAUAAUUUUAGUAAAUGAAUCUCCAGACUCAAUCAUAGGAACCAGUAUGAUUGUGAAUUUCCAAAAAGUCAUCGAAUUACAUAUUGGAAGAGUAUUAUCGAACGCUACAAACACCACCGUCACUCUAAGCUUUCUUCAGCGUGACAAUACUGAGACGACAAUAACCAUAAACAAUGCCACAAGUGAAAUAAUUGAAAAAACAAUAAAAGACAAACUCAAAGUCCAAGGAGUGCAGGUCGUCUUGCCAGACAGAAGGAAAGACACUGAAAUUAAAGAAUUGCCAACCAUUUCUGAAGUACAAAUGAAUAAUCUCGAGUAUGCUCAUAAAGCCGGAGAUGUUGUGUUUCAGCUCGAUCUAGAAAAAGCUCUUCGCUACUCCAUUAAUCAUGAGGUCGUCAUGACUGCCAACAUCGAUGGUGAAAAAAUGGAAGCUUUAAAGAAUUACCUAAACGUUCUUGUUUCUUACUUCCCAAAGAAAAAUAACGCAGUCCUCUACUUGUUGAAUCUUAAGGAGUUACUUGAAAAUCGAACAUCCAUUACAGGCGAAAGUUUUCGUCAAUAUUCCACCGAAUUUGAAAAACAACACUCUCCUGUUUUCACCGGCAAAGAGGAAUGGAUUGGUUGUCAGGGUAGUUUGAAUUUCCUCAGAGGGUAUCCCUGUGGAAUGUGGACAAUGUUUCACACAUUGACUGUUAAUUUUGCGAACAUGAACAACAUUCAAAAACAAGAUGAUCCUUUGCAAGUUCUAAAGGCAAUGCAUGGUUACAUUAAAAAUUUCUUUGGUUGUCGAUGGUGUAAGGAGCAUUUCGUCGAAAUGGCUGAAGAAAGACAUUUAUUUGAGGUUAAAAGUUUUGACGAAAAUAUCCUCUGGUUGUGGAGAGCUCACAAUCAGGUGAAUAAAAGAUUGGCUGGCGAUGAGACAGAGGAUCCGAAACAUAGGAAAAUUCAAUUUCCUGCUGCAAGUGAUUGUCCAUCCUGCAGAGAUGGCAAUGAUACUUGGAUAGAGAGUAACGUUUUGGCAUACUUGAAGAACAAGUACUCUUACAGUGGGAUCAAUUUUUAUGAAUCUGAUCUUAAAACAAAGAAUCUGCAUUAUAUUGGAGAAAAUUUCGUGCCUUAUUUGUAUUUUAAUCGUAAAUAGAAUAGAAGAAAGAAUGCGGCCUUGGAUCUGCAGCCAACUUCAAAGAGUACGCGUAAUAAUUCCCAAGCAUUUCCAAGGGUUUUCUCAAAAAAAUACAAAAUAAUUUUUAAAGAUAUUGUAGGAAAUGUUAGCUGACAUGUAGACGCAUUGAGUCCAGACCACUUUAACCAAAAAUCUACUCUUAAAUAUUAUUUUAUUAAAAAGAAAAGUUUGACAUUUGUCAACAAUAUAGUCACGCAGUAAAAUGACAAUCGCCAUGUUUUUUUCACAUUAAAAUAGAUGUAGUUUGACAAUUUAUUUAUAAAUAAAUAAUAAUCUUCGAAAAAAUAAA
Molecule: messenger RNA, 2185 nt
Organism: Leptopilina heterotoma
Lineage: Eukaryota; Metazoa; Arthropoda; Insecta; Hymenoptera; Figitidae
Product: sulfhydryl oxidase 2-like
Exons: 3
Coding region: 121-1854 (577 amino acids)
Biological process (GO): protein folding
Cellular component (GO): Golgi membrane
Molecular function (GO): protein disulfide isomerase activity; flavin-dependent sulfhydryl oxidase activity
Source: RefSeq, a predicted model, not a curated record